ACCUUCCUUUUGGCUGGGGAAUGAGACCUUGAAAGUGCCUGUAGCACUCUUUGCCUUGAAUAGAAGACGACUGUGUGACCGCCUGAGACAGAAUAAGGAUGUCCAGAAGAAUUCAGUUGUUCUGCUGCAGGGUGGAGAAGGAACCCAGAGAUACUGUACUGAUACUGGUAUUGUGUUUCGUCAGGAAUCUUACUUUCACUGGACUUUUGGAGUAACUGAAGAAGGCUGCUUUGGAGCAGUAGAUGUUGAUACUGGAAGAUCCAUGCUUUUUGUUCCACAACUCCCUGAAAGCUAUGCAGUUUGGAUGGGAAAGAUUCAUCCCCCUGAAUUCUACAAAAAAAAAUAUGCUGUGGAUGAAGUCCACUAUGUGAACGAGAUAUCCAGCGUCUUGGCUUCGAAGAAACCGGCUGUGCUCCUUACUUUGCGUGGUGUUAAUACUGAUAGUGGAAAUGUGUCCAAAGAAGCUUCGUUUGAGGGAAUCAGCCAGUUUAAUGUGAACAACAAAAUUCUUCAUCCUGAAAUCACAGAAUG
Messenger RNA from Merops nubicus (carmine bee-eater), 531 nucleotides. Its product is annotated as xaa-Pro dipeptidase-like. The annotation marks the transcript as partial. The transcript is spliced from 6 exons. The record is from RefSeq and is a predicted model, not a curated record. NCBI's taxonomy places the organism in Eukaryota, Metazoa, Chordata, Aves, Coraciiformes, Meropidae. Gene Ontology annotation, molecular function: metalloaminopeptidase activity; manganese ion binding.